UUAUUUAUUUUAAUAAUUUAUAGUUUAUACAUUUGUGACUGGUGUGUUAAACUGUUAAAGUUGUAGAUUAAUAAUUAUUUACAAUUGUGUUUAAUUUGCGAUGUCUUUAGGAGUUCCGGUUGAACUAGUUGAAGAAAAAUUGCACACCGUAACUCUUAAAUUUGAUGCUGGAACUCCUCAUCGAGCUAGAGCUAUCUAUCAUGCUAUUAGAGUAGAAAAAGAGCCAAAUAAAUCUGUUAAAAAAAUUUGUGAUAUAGCAGAUAAAUUUGUAAAUGUUAAACUGGAAUCAACAGAACUUAAAUCUUUGCGUGCAAGUUCUAAUGGUUUAUUAGAUAUAUUUAAACUUUUAUCUGAGGUAGUACAAAAAUUUGAACUUGAAACUUCAUCAGUUGACUAUGAUCACUUCUGAAACUCGUCAAAACACUCCAUCGCCAACCGAAAGUCGAGCCAAUUAUGGGUUUGCCUUAUACUUAGCUUCUAAGACUGCAUUUGUUGUUUAUUUAGCAUGGGCAUUUAUACCGAGUCAUUGGUUGGAAUUUAUUGGCCUAACAUACCUACCACAGAAGUACUGGGCAAUUGCCAUACCUGUGUGGGUAUGUUUUGUCAUUGUGGUCAUUGCUCUUUUAUACCCAGCUAUUAAUAUGCUACUUGUUCCACCUAUGAAUGAUCCCCGAAUAUUAACAGAUUCAUAUGCCCGAGAAACAAUUAAAGAAGUUCGUCCUGGAGGUAUACCAACAGUUUCUGACCUUAAUCUUUCAGAAGUUUGUAAAACAUUAUAUUUAGAUUCUAAAAAUAUAAAUUAAGUUAUUAUUUUUACUUAUUUAAAUUUUUAUGAAUUAU
Melanaphis sacchari is the source of this 840-nucleotide messenger RNA. RefSeq names its product phosphatidylinositol N-acetylglucosaminyltransferase subunit P (gene PIG-P). Gene Ontology annotation, biological process: GPI anchor biosynthetic process. The record is from RefSeq and is a predicted model, not a curated record. Bases 396 to 803 code for a protein of 135 amino acids. Gene Ontology annotation, molecular function: phosphatidylinositol N-acetylglucosaminyltransferase activity. The transcript is spliced from 3 exons. NCBI's taxonomy places the organism in Eukaryota, Metazoa, Arthropoda, Insecta, Hemiptera, Aphididae.